Molecule: messenger RNA, 2580 nt
Organism: Paramisgurnus dabryanus
Lineage: Eukaryota; Metazoa; Chordata; Actinopteri; Cypriniformes; Cobitidae
Gene: gnl2
Product: G protein nucleolar 2
Cellular component (GO): nucleolus
Molecular function (GO): GTP binding
Source: RefSeq, a predicted model, not a curated record
GGGUUUCAAUAGUUUACUGUAGCACGUGGAAGUCUGUAGUGGACUAAUACCCCGGUAUAGUUUUGUGUUAUAGAGUUCUGGAAGGGCUCUAGAGCGAUCUGUCACAAUGGUUAAGCCAAAAUUCAAAGGGAAAAGCUCCAUAAACCCCUCGAACUCCAGCUCCAACCCUGACCGGGUUAAGGGAGCUGGAGGUAACAACAUGAGGGACCGUGCCACCAUAAAACGCUUAAAUAUGUACAGACAGAAACAGAGAUGCAAUAAUCGAGGUAAGGUGAUAAAGCCCUUGCAGUACCAAAGCACAGUUGCUCCUGGGACCGUGGCCAGAGUUGAACCCAACAUCAAGUGGUUUGCCAAUACACGUGUUAUCAAGCAGUCAUCCCUGCAGAAAUUCCAGGAUGAGAUGAAUGCAGUGAAGAAAGAUCCCUACCGAGUAGUGAUGAGACAGAGCAAGUUACCAAUGUCCUUGCUGCAUGACCGAAUUAAAGCACAUAACUCCAAGGUGCACAUUCUGGACACGGAGACUUUUGAGACCACAUUUGGGCCAAAGGCGCAAAGAAAAAGGCCUAACUUGUCAGUGGGGGAGUUAAAGGACUUUGCUGAGAAGGCUGAAGUCUCCUCUCAGAGCUACAGCGCUGAGAAAGAUCGGGAUUUGGUGACUGAGGACAGUGGAGUCCGGGAUGAGGCUCAGGAAGAAAUCUUCAAAAAGGGCCAGUCAAAGCGAAUCUGGGGCGAGCUGUAUAAGGUUAUCGACUCCUCAGAUGUUGUAAUUCAGGUGCUGGAUGCUCGGGACCCUAUGGGCACACGGUCUCAGAGUAUUGAAUCCUACAUGAAGAAAGAGAAAUCCUGGAAGCAUCUCAUAUUUGUGCUCAAUAAGUGUGACCUCAUUCCCACAUGGGUCACGAAACGCUGGGUCGCGUUGCUGUCUCAGGAAUAUCCCACUCUGGCUUUUCACGCAAGCCUUACCAACUCCUUCGGCAAGGGCUCGCUUAUCCAGCUCCUGAGGCAGUUUGGCAAGCUCCAUUCAGACAAAAAGCAGAUCAGUGUUGGGUUCAUUGGUUACCCCAACGUUGGAAAGAGCUCUGUUAUCAAUACCCUGCGCUCCAAAAAAGUCUGCAACGUGGCACCCAUUGCUGGUGAAACUAAGGUCUGGCAAUAUAUCACACUAAUGAGACGCAUAUUCCUGAUCGACUGCCCUGGCGUUGUCUACCCCUCAGACGAUAGCGAGUCUGACAUCGUACUGAAGGGAGUGGUCCAAGUGGAGAAGAUCCGAAACCCAGAGGAUCACAUCGGAGCGGUGCUGGAGAGGGCGAAAGCCGAGUACAUCCAGAAGACAUACCGUAUUCCAUCCUGGAGCACCGCCGAAGAUUUCCUGGAAAAGCUUGCCUUUCGCACCGGAAAACUGCUUAAGGGUGGAGAGCCUGACCUGAGUACAGUCGCUAAAAUGGUUUUGAAUGAUUGGCAAAGGGGACGGAUCCCCUUUUUUGUGAAGCCCCCUGGGUGCGAGAUGGAUGAAGAGAGCAAAACACAGCCACCGCUAGAAAUCCCUGAGAUGGAAACAGCGGAGGAAGAGUUUGAAAACACACUUGAAGUGGAGAAUGUGGAGGGGGCGUCAUCUAGCAAACAAGACGAUCAACAACUGAAACAAAAACAUGAAGAGAUGCAGAAGAUCUUUGUCAGCGUCAAGCAAAACUUUGGCAAAAUAAACGUGGCCCCAGAGUUCAGCGAAGAAGAUCUUGUGCCUGUUGAAAUGCCUGAUAUUUUUGAUCCCUCUGGAUCAGAAGAUGAGAAAGAUGAGGAAGACGAGGAAGAAGAGGAACACGUGGAAAACGACAAUGAAGAGGAACCGGAAGAAUCAUCAGUGGGCGGAUCGUCAGACAAGCCCGAGAGCAAGAGCACACGAGAAGUGAAUAAAGAGCUGGAUGAUAAGAUUGCCAAAUUGAAACAAUUUCUUGAUCGUGCCAAGUCGAAGCGCUUUUCUGCCUUACGAAUUCCUAAAGGCCUUUCUGAAGAGGUGUUUGCUGCAACCAAGGCAAAGCAAAAUCGUGCACAACAGAAAGCUGGGACGCAGUUGGGCAAAAAGAGGAAAGCUUUGGAAGAUGAGGAACCUUCAACGUCCACCAAACUCACAUCCAAAGAGAAACGAAGAAUGGAGCGUGCCCAGAGAACGAAGAAAACUGGAGUCCGUUAUUAUGACACGCACAAUGUCAAGAACAAAAAUAAAAACCGUAAAAUGCCCCAGGAUGGCACAAAAGCCAAACGGGCUAAGAGAUAAGACCAGGUCAAAUCCCAUCACUAUUCAUUCCCAUCACCCAUAGUUGGGUCGGUGGCUAAGUUUGGAACAUCUUGAUUGGUAUCACAGUAAUUUGUAUAAAGGUGAAGGUUCAGUUGAUCUGCACUUUAUUCAUACUGUGACCAUCCUUUGACUGCAGGCUGACAAUUCAUUUCAGCACUGUGCAUUUUUUAAAGCAUUUCGCUUCAAAGAAUGUCCUGAUUAAGCCAUAGUGAAAUAUGGAUCAUGUACCCAUGUAUUUAUAUCUGUUCUCCUUUGUAUGGAGAAAAAAAUAAAUACUAAACAAGUAA